This is a messenger RNA of Colletotrichum costaricense, 198 nucleotides long. RefSeq lists its product as uncharacterized. Lineage: Eukaryota; Fungi; Ascomycota; Sordariomycetes; Glomerellales; Glomerellaceae. The transcript has a single exon. The coding region runs from base 1 to 198 and encodes 65 amino acids. The record is from RefSeq and is a predicted model, not a curated record.
AUGCCCCUUGCAGUAGUCGCGCGGGAAGCCCGGCCCUGCAUGCAUGCAUGCAUGCAUCACCAACCCUCACCCUCACAGGAAUGCACCACUGCACACAAACACGCCUUUCCGCUUUCCCUCUUCCCUUUCCUCCCCCAGCCCUUGCCUUGCCUUUCAACAAUGCAGCAAUCCUCCGGCCCGUGUAAUAACCUUAUAUAG